Molecule: messenger RNA, 1806 nt
Organism: Mangifera indica (mango)
Lineage: Eukaryota; Viridiplantae; Streptophyta; Magnoliopsida; Sapindales; Anacardiaceae
Product: increased DNA methylation 1-like
Exons: 1
Coding region: 1-1806 (601 amino acids)
Biological process (GO): negative regulation of DNA-templated transcription
Molecular function (GO): transcription corepressor activity; acyltransferase activity, transferring groups other than amino-acyl groups
Source: RefSeq, a predicted model, not a curated record
AUGGCGUUUGCUGUCAAACAUUCUAAAGAAUCAAUGGGAAAACCAGGAUUGCCUCUUUCUUCUCCAGGGGCAGAAGCGGUUGUCCAGUGGUAUCUCCACGGCGGCCCUGGCAGGAGGAAGAACAAGAACAACAAUUGUAGUGACGAAGCCAAGAACUUUCUCUUAUCCAUGAGAUGGAGUCUGUGGUACGCAGAUACGGGAGGAAGGAAAGAAUUGCGGUACACUUCGCCCAAUGGGAAAGUUUAUUACUCUCUUAGAACAGCCUGCAAAGCUUGCAUUGAUGAAGAACUUCCUAAAGAAGUUGCUUUUUCUGAUUUAAAUAAAAAGCAUAUGGAGUCUUGUUCUGAGUCUUCACAUGCGUCACAGUCAAGAAAGAAGAGGAAGAGGGAGAUGUCAGAAAAUUUAAAAGAAUCCAAAAGAGGAAAACCGUUGAAAACUCUGAAGAAAUUAAAAGAUCUUCAAAAGCGUAAGAAUCCAGCCCGCGUGCAGGUGAUUUCUGGAACUUCAAGGGUUAAUCUUAGAGUUGUAUUGUCUAAGUUGAUCGAAAAGAAAGUGGUAAAGCCAGGGGCAUUGGUGUGUUAUAGUGGGAAUUUGGGUGAAGGGUGGAUUUGUAGUGCGGGGAUCAAGUGUAAAUGUUGCAACAAGGUGUUUACCAUGAGUGAUUUUGAGGCUCAUCUGGGUAGCAAGAAGCAUAGGCCUGCUGCUAACAUUUUUCUUGAAGAUGGGAGGUCUUUGUUGGACUGUCAAAAGGAACUGUUGAUCAAUAACGAAUCGGCAAGUGAUGGUAAUCAUCAAGAUGUGAGUUAUGAUGUUUGUUGUGUUUGCCACUAUGGAGGUGAAUUAAUCAUAUGUGAUUUAUGUCCUACCACUUAUCACAAGGAUUGCCUUGGCCUAAAGGAGGUCCCUAGUGGAGACUGGUUCUGCCCCUCAUGUUGUUGUGUGAUCUGUGGUGAAGGAAAAUUUGACAUAUCAAGGGAGAAUUCUGUGGAUGAUGGUGUUGUUCGGACUUGUCAUCAAUGCGAGCAUAAAUAUCAUAUGGGUUGUUUGAGGAGGAGAGGGGAGGUUAUUACCGAAAAUUAUGCUCAUGAUAAAUGGUUUUGUAGUAAUAGGUGUGGACAUGUUUUUAGUAGCCUCAAUAAUCUUACAGGACUGCCUAUACCACUAGGUGUGGAUGAUUUAAUCUGGAGAUUAUUGAAGAAUGGUAUGCCCUUGAAAGAGGACCAAGGAAUGUUAAAGGAUGCUAUUGAUGUUAUGCAUGAGUGUUUUGAGCCAGCUAAGGAUCCUCUAACAGGAAAAGAUCUUGUUGAAGAUGUUAUCUUAAAUAAUAAAUCAGAGAUGAAGCAUAAAAACUUUGAAGGAUUCUACACAGCUGUUGUGGAGAGGAAAGGAGAAAUAGUUUCUGUAGCUUCUGUUAGGGUGUUUGAGGAGGUUGCUGAGGUACCAUUAGUUGCUACCAACUUCCAGUAUCGAAGACAGGGAAUGUGUCAGAGUUUGAUGGGUGAGCUUGAGAGGCAGCUUGUUGGAAUGGGAGUGAUGAAAUUGGUAUUGCCUUCAGCCCCUAGUGUGCUAAAUACAUGGACUACAAAAUUCGGGUUUUCAAAAAUGACAGAAUGUGACAGACUUGAGUACUCGAAGUAUUCUUUCCUGGAUUUCCAGGAUACAAUCAUGUGUCACAAGCUGUUAAGUAAGUGUCAACCAGGAGCAAUUUGGCCAACAACAGCAAGCUGUAUUUCUUGUUCCAGCCCCACCUCUGAUAGGAAAUUUCUUAGCCCCAGUCCCACCUCUGUAUUUCUUGUUGCAAAUUGA